AUGUUUUCGUUUAAGGUUUCGCUUAGUCGGCGUCAGAUUUUUUUUCAUGUCUCUUUGAAGAAGGCGAACAUCCUUUUCGCACGUCACACGUUGACAAUUGAGUCUUUCUCUGAAUUUAGAAACAUAACUAACUCCUUGUCUUCGAAGAAGAAAUGUCUCGCUUUCUCUAUCUAUCUAUCUAUCUAUCUAUCUAUCUGUCUGUCUGUCUGUAUGUAUGUAUCUCUCCUUUUCGCUAUCUAUCUAAACCUCUUAUCUAUCUAUCUAUCAAUCUAUCUAUCUAUCUAUCUACUUAUCUGUCUCAGCCUCUUCUCUAUCUAUCUAAACCUCUUAUCUAUCUAUCUAUCUAUCUAUCUAUCUAUCUAUCUAUCUAUCUAUCUAUCGAUAUCUUUUAUGCUUAAUUCUCUCUCUCUCUCUCUCUCUCUCUCUCUCUCUCUCUCUCUCUCUCUCUCCUUCGCUACCUUCUGUGUGGGAAUUUGUAAUUUCCUUUCUGUUCCGAAUUUUCCGGCUAUAUCCCUUGCCCUCUCUCUCUCUCUCUCUCUCUCUCUCUCUCUCUCUCUCUCUCUCUCUCUCUGCCUACUUUGGCAUUCAGGGCUCCCAUAA
This is a messenger RNA of Acanthosepion pharaonis, 600 nucleotides long. Lineage: Eukaryota; Metazoa; Mollusca; Cephalopoda; Sepiida; Sepiidae. The record is from the annotation of a GenBank genome assembly.